Lasiosphaeria miniovina is the source of this 2106-nucleotide messenger RNA. RefSeq lists its product as uncharacterized. NCBI's taxonomy places the organism in Eukaryota, Fungi, Ascomycota, Sordariomycetes, Sordariales, Lasiosphaeriaceae. Gene Ontology annotation, biological process: regulation of DNA-templated transcription. The transcript has 2 exons. Gene Ontology annotation, molecular function: zinc ion binding; transcription cis-regulatory region binding; DNA-binding transcription factor activity, RNA polymerase II-specific. The coding region runs from base 1 to 2106 and encodes 701 amino acids. The record is from RefSeq and is a predicted model, not a curated record. Gene Ontology annotation, cellular component: nucleus.
AUGGACAAAAGAAAGGCCCGAGACUCAGCCCCCUAUGGCAAGGCGUGUCUGAACUGUGUCAAGACCAAGUGCAAAUGUAUCCCCCGCGCCGACGGCAACGACUGUGAGCGGUGCCACCGCCUCAAGAAGCAGUGUCACCCAUCCGAUGGCCAUCGCCGCCGCACCACUCACAACCACGCGGGUAGCACAAACUCGAACGCCCGAAUUACCGAGCUUGAGGACAGGCUCUCCAGUCUGGUUUCACUGCUUGAGUCACGGGGUCAGACUGCGACUCUGACUCAAUCUGAAGCCCAGACUCAGCUCCAGCCCCAGGCUCAGCCCGGACCUCUAUCGGCGCUUACCCCAGCCAGGCUGCCGCAGUCUGCACGACAGCAGCCAUCCGCAUCCCCGCGGCCACGACAACAAUCACGACCACGGCCGAAGACAUGUAUUUAUGGCGAUAUCCUCGGCGCCCUCCACGUCGGCUUCGGCGGGCGCAACAAAGACGAUGAUAACAACACCGACAACGAGUCCGAGACUAGCUCUGACUGUGGCUACGACCACGGCCAGGAACACGACGCUGCCGACGACGACGACGAUAGUGACGCCGACACAGUUCGACCUGAGACCCAGAAGACAUCAGCUCCGUUCUACUUCAGCCUCGACCCCAUCAUGAACCAGGUCGCUUCAGCCACGGGCAUGGUUAGUAAUGAAGCGUUACAAGUCCACACGGACUACGCCCUUGUCGACCUGUUCCGGUCGGGAUUUCUGCCCCAGCUUCCCUUCAUCCACAUGUCUGUCGAUUUAGCCUCGCAACUCAUUGUGCGGUCCGAGCGGCCGCUGCUGCUCCGCGCCAUCGCCUGCGUGACAGCGCCUACGACGCUCGAGAGGCGGACGCGCGCCACUGAGCUGAAAUCAAUGUUCUGCGAGGUCGCCUUCCUGCAGCGCCCCGAGACCCGCCCCGACAUUGUGGACCAGAAGAUGGACCUGCUGCUCGGGUUGCUGACGUACAUCGCCUGGGGCUGGGAUCACGAUCCCGCUGUGUCCCGGCUGAUGGCCGUGGCCGCGUCGCUGGCAGGCGAGCUGCACCUAGCCGACGAGCCGGGGCCGCGCGACAUGCACGCGCUGCGGUACCUCGCCGCUGGGUUUCAGAACCCGCCAGCCGCGCACGUCACGCCACAGGUUGCAUCGGAACGCCGGCGCGCCGUGCUGUCGUGUUUUGUCCUGAGCUCGGCCGUGGCGUCCUACUACGGCCAGCCCAGGGCUCUGCCGUGGACGGAUUCGUUGGAAGAGGCUCUGGCCGCCAUAGCCGCCGGCAAUGAGUCCCGAGAGGACGCCGUGCUGGUCCUGCAGGUGCACCUGCAGCUGCUCGCCGCCAAGGCCGGCCGGCUUCACGCCGAGCUUGGCAACGAUGUCAACGUGCUGCUCCAGCAGACUCAGGGCCUGCGAGCGUGCCUUCCUCCAGGCCUGGGCCAAGAGCAAGAAGCCAUCCUCAUCGCGCACACGCACCACACGGAACUAAGCAUCCUGCUCUCGCCGUCCUCGCAGCAGCAGCAAUCUGGCGAUGACGACAACGGCCUCGCGCGCGCAUGGAAUUCAGCGCAGGCCAUCGAGCGCUGCACCACAGCUCUGCUCUCCCUACCGGCCACCACAAUCCCACAUCUCACUUUGGUGCAGUGGACGCAGCUGGCGCACUGCUUUGCGGCGCUGCACCGUCUCGACAAGGCCACCAUUCCCGCCCCGGUCGCCGAUUCCAGCGAUGAUGACGACCAGCAGGCGCAAACCUGGGACGUGCGCUCAACGGUCGACCUGGCCGACGUGCUGCGCCGCGCGGCAGACACGCUCGAGCGCACGGCGCGCGAGGCUGGCGAACUGGUGCCUCCUCCCGGGGCCGGGGCCGAGGUCGAGGACGGGGUGCUGUUCUCGUGGCUGGCGCGGGGUGUGCGAACGUUCUGUGGCGGGGUCGAGCGCGACCGCGUCGGGGGCCGGGUUGCGAUGGAAGGGGGAGGCGACGAGGAGAAUCACGAGAUGAUGAUGGGCUUGUCGCUGAACGGGCAGGCCGCAGAGGGGCCGCCGCUGACGUGGUCGCCACCGCAGAAGGGCUUCUUUUGGAAACGGUGGGCUUGA